Messenger RNA from Xylona heveae TC161, 2040 nucleotides. RefSeq lists its product as hypothetical. The coding region runs from base 475 to 1599 and encodes 374 amino acids. Lineage: Eukaryota; Fungi; Ascomycota; Xylonomycetes; Xylonales; Xylonaceae. The transcript is spliced from 3 exons. The record is from RefSeq and is a predicted model, not a curated record.
CUUAUACAGAGUUACACUGAGAAAGUGUACUCCCUCUUAUUCUCUCCAAUUUUUAAUACUUGUCCCGGAUUUACUAGUUUAAUGAAUUCUGUCAUAAUCCCCGGCAUAGAUUAAUGACAAGAAUAACAAAGCCGAACGCUUCACAGCAUAUCAAAAAAGUACCUCGCAGGCGGGGCCGGGUGAAAGGUAAGGUAAAUAGCAGCCGCUUCAAGAUCUUUUUGAAACGAUGAUCAAGUGGGAGAUGCAAGAUCAAAUAAUAUUUGCUGUUGAACAGGGUGUUAUGAGUGCUCCAGGCGCCGGAUCGACUGUGAUCGUCUGGAGCCGGUAUGCGGAAAAUGCUCGGCGCGGGGGAUCAAUUGUACCGGGCUGGGCAUCAGAUAUCGAUUCAAUGACGGCCUAGCAUCCCGAGGGAAGCUGGUUGGGAAGAGAGAGCCGGGGGUCUUGUUGUCGUAUGUUCGGAGUCCUCACAAUUGUAUGUCUCUGGCGGCUGGAUCGUCCGAGGAAUCCGAGGUCGAGGCCGAUUCUGGAAGGGAAAGGGAAAGAGAAAGAGAAAGAGAAAGCGAUGAGCAAGACGGUUCUCAAUCUUUGAUAACACAAAGAGCGCGACAACAACAACAACAACAACCUCAAAUCGAUCCAGAGCUUGAUAACGUCGAUCGCGCCACGCGAUAUCUGCUUCACUACUUCUCCAUCCAUGUUGCCCCCGCGACGGCCGUCAUCGACAGAGGCUUCAACGGAUACCGCGACCUCAUCCUACCGCUGGCGGAGACGGAUCCGCUAGUAUGCAAGGUAAUCUCAGUGGUAUCGACUCAGCACAUGUCUUCGCGGUUCGGACACCAAUGCACGCUCGAGACGACCUCAGACACAUACAGUGAGCUCAUCCGGGACCUUAUCAUACGAUCACACCACCGGCCUCCCUACACAGACCAAUCCAGUAUCGUUGCGCUUUUACUGCUGCAUCUGCGAGAAAUCAUUUCAGGAAGCGAUGAUUUCAAGCUGGUAUACGGAUCGCUGCGAACAUUGCUCAAUGCCGCCAAAGACGGGUUCGUGUUCGAGUAUCCAUACUCCCAACUGGGUGAAUUUCUUAAGAUCCAGAUUUUAAGGGUCAGGCUCUUCGCGGAAGCGCUUUUCGACGAGACAUACGGCGCCCAAUUUCUGCUUACCUACGGCGAGCGAUGCUUCGAGUUUCUGCGAUUCUGCCUGCGGCUUCACCCAGAACAUCAAGAGCUGGUGGCUAACCUGUACGAGCUCAUUGCGCUGGCUUGUAAAAUAUACGUGCAGCGGGCAACGUACAAUCCAAUGGUACACGAAACAGCACCUUUGAUAGAGCGCUGCAAAACGUUGAGCGAAAAAGUCGAUAGGUACGGCGACAUCACUGGUCAUCACCUCUUGGGGUGGUCCUACUUUGUCGUUGCAGCGGAGAGCUCUACAGCGGAUCAUCGAGUCUAUUGGAUGAAUAGACUAAAGGCAUUGCAUGGCAGAACCGGAGCUCCGAACAUCUUGAAGGGAAUCGAGCAAAUCCAGAAAAUAUGGAAUUUGAAAUCAGCUAUUCGGUGGACUAGUCUACUUGGCGGGCCAAGCCAGGCUCUCAUCAUGUAGCACUGAAUGUGCAUUCAAUCACAUGUCUAUCCACAUACUAUUUCUCAUGUCUCUACGCCUUUUCUUGUUCCCGAGAGACUGAGCCAAUGACGAGUUCCUUGAACCCGGCCGGGAGAGAAUUGGGGAUGAGUACCCAGAUCUGAACAGAAUCUAUCAAUGACUCUGGCCAAUGUCUGUAAUCUAAGAUCUACUUAAUGAUGCUGCCUGAAUAUAAACCAAUAAUAAGAAUUAUAUUCAAAUGGUUAUUCUGGUGAUUUACUAUAUAGAACCAACAUGACUGUGAAAAUGAGAUCUUGGUAUAGUAGAACGAGUGUCUAAGCUUGUGCUCACCAUCAAAUUCCUUUACAAGGAUUGAUACCCUCAUUUCUAAGCUACACCCCUACCUAUUUUAUCUCUAAUUAACUACUCCCACUCCAUUCUGGCCCUCUGGGUCUACUCUGG